This is a messenger RNA of Purpureocillium lilacinum, 606 nucleotides long. RefSeq lists its product as uncharacterized. Gene Ontology annotation, cellular component: cytosol. The record is from RefSeq and is a predicted model, not a curated record. NCBI's taxonomy places the organism in Eukaryota, Fungi, Ascomycota, Sordariomycetes, Hypocreales, Ophiocordycipitaceae. Gene Ontology annotation, molecular function: oxidoreductase activity; FMN binding.
AUGGCCGCCAAGCAAAUCGCCCUCGUCACCUGCAGCACGCGCUCCCCGCGCCUCAACCCCUUCAUCACGCAGCACGUCGAGCGCUCCAUCGCGCCCCUGCUCCCCGCCACCGUCGGCCUCGCCACCGUCGACGUCGCCGCGCUGGCCCUCCCGCUGUACGACGAGCCCGCGAUCCCCUCGCGCCUGCCCGCCGACGACCCCACGCCGCACUACGCCCACGAGCACACGCGCCGCUGGUCCGCCCUCGCGCGCCGCUACGACGCCUUCGUCUUCGUCACGCCCCAGUACAACUGGAGCGUCCCCGCGUCGCUGAAGAACGCCCUCGACUUUCUGUUCCACGAGUGGGCCGGCAAGCCCGCCGCCAUUGUGUCGUACGGCGGGCGCGGCGGCGGCAAGUCGGCGGCGCAUCUGCGCGACAUCCUGCACGGGCUGCGCAUGAGGCCCGUGGAGGCGGCCCCGGGGUUGACGACGAGCAGCACCACGCUUGCGCACUGCCUCGAGGCGGGCAGCGUGGGCGAGGCGGACGUCCGGCGGUGGGCCGAGGCGGGCGUGGAGGAGCAGCUCGAGGCCAUGGCCAAGGAGCUGUUGCAGGCGCUGCUGGCUUGA